Messenger RNA from Girardinichthys multiradiatus, 1352 nucleotides. Its product is annotated as guanine nucleotide-binding protein G(o) subunit alpha-like. The record is from RefSeq and is a predicted model, not a curated record. Gene Ontology annotation, biological process: adenylate cyclase-modulating G protein-coupled receptor signaling pathway. Gene Ontology annotation, molecular function: GTPase activity; G protein-coupled receptor binding; G-protein beta/gamma-subunit complex binding. Gene Ontology annotation, cellular component: heterotrimeric G-protein complex. NCBI's taxonomy places the organism in Eukaryota, Metazoa, Chordata, Actinopteri, Cyprinodontiformes, Goodeidae. Bases 49 to 1179 code for a protein of 376 amino acids. The transcript is spliced from 10 exons.
CAAAAAUAACAACAAAUCUGCAAGGAAACGAAGAGCAACAACAAGGAGAUGUUUUGCUGUUUAAAAAGGCUCCGUCUGUCUCUGAAGAUCUGCAUGGGAAUGUGCUUCCAGAAGGAUAUAUCAAAGGAGAGUAAGAAAGCCAAAAUAAAGAGCUGUGUAAUCGAACAGGACCUUUGUGAACAUGCCAGGGCUGAAAGGGAUGUAAUCAAAAUCCUCAUGCUUGGAGUUGCAGAGAGUGGAAAGAGCACAAUAAUCAGACAGAUCAAGAUAAUACACAGCUUUGGCUUCUCCAAACAGGAACUCCUCAGUUUCAAGCCUGCAGUGUUGGAUAACCUUCUGACCUCUAUGAAGAUUGUUCUGCAAGGAAUGGGCAAGCUGCAGAUAAACCUUGCAAACAAGAAGAACAAGAUCCAGGCUCGCUCCAUUCUGUCCUGCAGCCAGUGUUUGGGAUACGACCAGGAGCUGCUUCCUUUUGUGGCGCAAGCCUUCUAUGCCCUUUGGGCCGACCAAGGAGUGAGGGCCGCUGCAGCCAGAGGAUGCGAGUACAAGCUGAACAACUCUGCCCUCUACUUCUUUGAAAACAUAAGUCGAAUCAUCUCACCAAACUACGUUCCCACUGAAACAGAUGUCCUGAGAGUCAGAGUGAGGACCUGUGGAAUCAUUGAGACACAGUUUCAAGUUGAUGAAACAAUCUUUAAAUUGUAUGAUGUUGGUGGCCAGCGGAGUGAAAGGAGAAAGUGGCUGAGCUGCUUUGAUUCUAUUCACGCCUUGCUGUUUGUUGUGGCCCUCAGCAGCUAUGAUCAGACGUUGCUGGAGGAUCCAUCAAUGAAUCGACUUCAGGAAAGUCUUGAACUUUUUACAUCAAUCUGCACUAACACAGUCUUCCAGAAAAUCUCUCUGAUUUUGUUGCUGAACAAAACUGACCUUUUCCGGGAGAAAAUCCUGCGCUCUGGGAGACACCUGAAAAUUUACCUUUCAUGCUAUGAAGGAGCAGACUGUGACGUGGAUGCUGCAGCCCACCAUGUUGCUGCCAUGUUCUCAGCCUGCAACGUGGCCGUAAGCAGACUUGUGUACCACCACUUCACCAUGGCCACCGACACUGAAAGUAUGAAGGGGGUCUUCAACGUGGUCAUUGAUCAAAUCAUCAAGGAAAACCUAGCAUCUGUGCAACUGUUAUAGGUCUCCUCUACAGUCUGUGUUUAGUAAUUGAUUGCUGUGAUUUCAAUAAUUUUAAUUAUAAGGUAUUUUUAUUUUUGUGAUUUUAUUUUAUUUUUUUUUACUUGCUAAGAUAUUUCUUGAAACUGUGCUGUUUUUCAUUGUAAUAUAUUUUAAAUAAAGUCCUGAUCAUCUUA